AUGGUCACAACAAGAGGAAUGCGACAGGCAGCAGAUGCGCCACCACUGAGCGAAUCUGAUCCCACCACCACUCACACAGUAGUGACUGUGGCUAAGCCCAUCAUGGUGAAUCAGAAACAACGUGGUAGGCGUCGAAAAGUGGCUUCAGAAAUGCCACCGCCUGAGAUCAUCAACCCCCUUCCUGUGGGCCUGGCGGUUGAGGAACCAAGUGAGCCCCAGGUUGUUUCCUUGGUUCCCGCCCUUGUUUCCCCCAUUCUCACCCCCAUUUCUCCUAUUCUCACCUCUGCCGCUGACCCUCCCGUCGUGAGGAAGACCAGAAAGUCGCACACUAAAGCCAAGGCAAUUGAGGCUGACCAAACAGAGCAGAUCGGCAUUCCAGAGUACACAAUUGCGGUCACAAAUGCGCAAAUAAUUCAAGAAAUGCCAAGGCACCCAGCAGUCCUGCCACUUUGGGUGCAGUUAACCCAAAAGAAGUUAUAA
This is a messenger RNA of Cantharellus anzutake, 480 nucleotides long. RefSeq lists its product as uncharacterized. The transcript has a single exon. Bases 1 to 480 code for a protein of 159 amino acids. NCBI's taxonomy places the organism in Eukaryota, Fungi, Basidiomycota, Agaricomycetes, Cantharellales, Hydnaceae. The record is from RefSeq and is a predicted model, not a curated record.